Monosiga brevicollis MX1 is the source of this 1681-nucleotide messenger RNA. RefSeq lists its product as uncharacterized. NCBI's taxonomy places the organism in Eukaryota, Choanoflagellata, Craspedida, Salpingoecidae. The record is from RefSeq and is a predicted model, not a curated record. Bases 1 to 1242 code for a protein of 413 amino acids. Gene Ontology annotation, molecular function: protein binding. The transcript is spliced from 4 exons.
AUGCAGUUUGCUUGGCCCUGCCAAGCGAUGCUGCCUGCUUUUCUCGAGUUGCUGAUCUUGGCCGCGCUGGCAUGUUUUGAACAUUUUCUGAAUCUCAAGCCCAGCACGAUGGCUGAUCGCGAAGCCCAGCUCAAGGAGCUCUCCAAGGGCCGCUCUAAGGCCCCUGCAGCCGACCCCGAGGAAAUCAAGCGCCGCAACCUCGAGGCCCUGCAGAAGCGCAAGGCCAUGCUGUCCCAGAUGAAGCAGGAGGAGGCGACCCGCCCCCUGCCCGACGGCUGGCGCCGUGUCGAGUCUCGCUCCCGCCCUGGCGAGUUUGUGUACGAAAACAUUCACACUGAGGAGCGUAUCGCCUGGUUCCCCACCGAGGCCGCCAAGGAAGAAGCCCAAGCUGCCCUGGUGCCGCAGAAUGCUGCUGCUGACAAGAAGGCUGAGCUGAAGAAGAAGAACCUCGAGGCUCUGCAGAAGCGCAAGGCCAAGCAGGCCGAGCAAAAGCAGGCUGAGGCCAACCUCGAGCUGCCGGAGGGCUGGAAGCGCUCGGAGAGCCGCUCUCGCCCUGGAGAAGUUGUCUACGAGAACACAUUCACCGGCGAGCGUCAGGCAUGGUUCCCCGAUGCCCCCGCCGUUGACCCCAGCAUGUCAGAGGAGGACAAGAAGAAGGCGGCCCUCAAGGAGAAGAACCGCCAGGCGCUUGAAGCCCGCAAGGCCAAGCUGGCGGCCAAGAAGGCUGAUGAAGCCACUCGUCCCCUGCCCAAGGGCUGGCGCCGCGUUGAGUCGCGCUCGCGCCCCGGCGAGUUUGUGUAUGAAAACGAGUACACGGACGAGCGCAUUGCCUGGUUCCCCGAGGAGCCUGCCGAGCCCCCGCUCCCCGAGGGCUGGCGCAAGGUCGAAUCUCGCACCUACCCCGGCGAGUUUGUCUACGAAAACAUGUACACACUCGACCGCCAGGCAUGGUUCCCCGAGGGCCCCGCGCCCAAGGAGCCGGUCGAGGAGGCCCCCGAAAAGCGUACCGAGGCUCAGCUCAGCCAGCUCAAGCAAGCGGCGCCUGCCGUGGACGUCAUUUGCAAGGCGCGUGCCCUGUACGAGUACACGGCCGAGAACCGUGACGAGGAGAUUGACCUGCUGGAGGGCGAUGUCAUUGCGGUCGAGUACAAGGCUGACAACGGCUGGUGGGUCGGUAUCAACACCCGCACCCAGCGCAACGGUAUCUUCCCCGGUACCUACGUGGAGGAGCUCCCCAACUAAGGCUUUGGUCAUUGACCAUUGGUGUCGAGGGGUUUUGAGAAGCGGUCCAACUGGCAUUCAUGAUGUCUCUUGCCAUGCAUCGUGCUGGCCACCUGCUUCUUUUUUCCUUUGCUUCUCGCCAAGCUGCGUUGGUGGUUGCAUUUUUGCCUUUCCUGUGUUUUCUUUUUUCUUGUUUUGCCCUUUCUCGUUAACGAGCCAGCAGCGCCGGCUCACAUGUCCCUUUCCGGUCUUGCUUUUCUCUGUUGUUUUCUUGUCAUGUGUGUGCCGCUUGUCGGAUUGCAACAACUCAUUCCUUUUAUCCUUUUUUUUUCCUCCCUGAAAUGGUUGUUUUCCACGACCAUGAUUGUGCUUUCGGCUUGGAGUGAGCCACAACAAUGUGUGCACAAACCCCGGGCUGGUUGUUGGUUGGGUUGAAAACUGCUUGAAUUGAACAGAAACU